Sclerotinia trifoliorum is the source of this 1874-nucleotide messenger RNA. Lineage: Eukaryota; Fungi; Ascomycota; Leotiomycetes; Helotiales; Sclerotiniaceae. The record is from the annotation of a GenBank genome assembly.
CUAUACAAACUUCUAUCUAUUGGCUUUCAACUAUGUACUCAAUUACUACUUUCAGACAUCUUAGCUCAUCUAUUAUAUUAUACCAUGUCCAUCAUACCAUCGUAGGAUCUUACCAUCGAAAUCUUUUUACAUCAUCGAUUUCCCAUCCGAACUACUGAUCCCCUUCAUUGAGAAUUAAUAUGCCUCUGACGUUAACCUUCAAACUUCACAAUAUACAUCCUAGGUAUUCAUCUAGACUCUUAUUUAUCCAUCCUACGUGAGCCUACCAGAAAACUCCUUACAUCAUCGCUCUCGGCUCAAAAAGACAAAAUCUAUAGAAGCUACCCCUCCGUUGAGUAUCAAGCAUUGAUUUCAUAAUACUACUAACCAAUUGUCCUAACCAAUUGUCCCCCUUAAUAUAGAGUGUUCCGGAGCAUUUGGUCCCUUGUUGAUUGAGAAAUGAAUAUUGAUCAAGUAGGUAUCUACAUCAUACAGAAAAUAGUAGGUAUAAGAAAAGAUGGAAUUCUGUGUGAAUUGGUUGAGAAUUCUCUUUCCAUGAAGAAUUGUGUCUUGAUUACUUGAAUACUUUUCUCUUCUUCAGCAACUUCAGUAAAUCAAAAUAGAAAAUCAAAGUCCCUCACUCGACGAAUUAAAUAUGUCUGCUGAUAAGGGUCAUUUCGAAGAGGGUAUGUUGAAGAUACUCCUAAUUCCCCUUCUUGUAUUCUACCACGGCUCCCAUACACUCUCCACAACACAACCAUUCAGUAUACUAACAAAAAAACCUACAGGUCACCAAACUCCCGUUUCCCAUCAAUCUAAAACCCCAGGUCAACAAACUGAAUUACCAAAAGAAGCCAUCAACGAUCAGCUUCCCACCGACGAUGGUGGUUAUCAACCCUAUGUCGCCGCCGGCAAGCUGAAGGGCAAGAAAGCCUUAAUUACCGGUGGAGAUAGUGGAAUUGGUCGUGCCGUCGCAAUACUAUAUGCAAUGGAAGGAGCAGAAAGUUCCAUCAUCUACACACCAGAUGAAGAAAAAGAUGCACAAGAAACCAAGGAAUUGGUUGAAGCUAAGGGAGGAAAAUUGCAUUUAUUCUCGGCUGAUUUGAAGAGUCAUCAGGCUUGUAAGACUGUAGCUGAGAAAGCUAAGGAGACGAUGGGGAAAAUUAAUAUUUUGGUUUUGAAUCAUGGUACUCAGAUGAUGGUUGAGACUAUUGAUGAUUUAACUGAGUAUGUUCUUUCCUUGUGCUUAUUGUUGAGGAAAUAGGUAUAUGAUAUGAUACUAAUAUCAAUAGGGAACAAUGGGUUGACACUUUCAAUGUGAAUAUUCAUCCAUUCUUCUUCCUUUCCAAGUAUAUCCUCCCUCAAAUGUCACGCGGAGACACAAUCAUCACCUGUGCCUCCGUGAACCCCUACGUCGGACGUCCAGAUCUCCUCGAGUAAGUCUCUCCUUCCACUCCCCCUCAACCAUCAACUCAACAUCCAUUCAUCCAUUCCCUCCAAGCUUCAAACCCCCACUAACAACCAACCCCCGUCCUAGCUACACCGCAACCAAAGGCGCCAUCGUAGCCUUCACACGUGCGCUCUCCAACCAACAAAUCAGCAAGGGAAUCCGCGUCAACGCCGUAUGUCCAGGUCCUAUCUGGACGCCCCUCAUCCCGGCAACUAUGAAUGAAAAAGCUCAGAGGGAAUUUACGUCGCCGAUGGGGAGACCGGGACAACCUGUUGAGGUGGCGACUUGUUUUGUGUUUUUGGCAAGUAAGGAUAGUAGUUUUAUUAGUGGGCAGAGUUUGCAUCCUAAUGGGGGGACGCAGGUGGGUUCUUAGGGAUUGGGAGAAGGAGAGGGAGAGGAAGGGGUUUGUGAGGGAUGGAUGGAUUAAGGCUUUGGCUAUUAUGAU